GCAAUCAGGAGGGCAACAGCAGCGACGGCCAGCCACGCACUCUCAAGCGCCCCCGGCUCGUCUGGACCCCACAGCUUCACAAGCGGUUUGUGGACGCUGUGUCACAUCUGGGCAUCAAGAACGCCGUGCCAAAGACAAUUAUGCAGCUUAUGAAUGUGGAGGGGUUGACAAGGGAGAAUGUGGCUUCGCAUUUGCAGAAGUAUCGGCUCUACCUUAAGCGUAUGCAGGGCCAUUCCGGGGACGACCCAUCAGGAGGGGAUCCUCUCUUCUCCUCCACGCCCCUCCCCACCAGCCUCAACAGCCCCCCACAGCCCUUCUUCCCGCCAUCCGCCCCGCCUCCUCCCUCCGCUCCUCCCCCUCUCAACCCUCUCGCAGCCGCCGCUGCCGCCGCCGCAGCAGCAGGGGGAAACCCUAUGGGGAACCUCAGGGGCGCUCUAUCCGCCCUAGGAGCAGCAGGGCUAUCCUCUCUCCCCUCUUCACUCCAUCCAGAUGACCCACUCCUCUCCUCGCCUCAUUUCUCAGCGGCCGCUGCUGCUGCUGCCGCCGCCGCUGCUGCUGCAGCAGCAGGAGGCGGAUCCAACCCCCUGCUCCCUUCCCAGCUAGCUGCGUCUCUUUCGAAUUCCCAGCAGCAGCAGCAGCAGCAACAGCAGCAGGCAGCAGCAGCGCAAUACCUUGCCGCGGCUCAUAACCCCGUGGGGAACCCGCUUGGUGCUGCUGCUGCGGCUGCAGCUGCGGCAGCAGACCCGAUUUUGGGGCGAGCGCUGAGUGCGUAUGCGGCGGCUGCCGCUUUUUACGACCUUCAGAAUAGUCACGGGCAGAAUCAUCUUGGGCAGAAUAGUCUCGGGCAGAAUAGUCAUGGUGGGGCGGGGUUGGGAGGAGGCGCUGGUGGGGGGAUGCAUGGGGGGGGAGGGCUUGGGGGAAUGCAUGCUGGGGGACUGGGGGGCGGACAUGGGGGGGGAUUAGGUGGGGGGCAUGUGGGGGGAAUGGGAGGAGGGUCGAACCAGCCACCAGGAGCAGCAGCAGCAGCCGCGGCGGCGGCAGCAGCAGCAGCGGCCGCAGCAGCACAGCAACAAAGGCCACCAUCCCUCCCCUUUGCCCCAUCCCAGUUCAAUUCCUUACUCUCCGCGGCUUCAGGGGGAAUGGGUACCUUAGGGCCUGGGGGAGGGGGACCAGGGGGAAUGGCGGGUCUGGGGGCUGGGGGAACAGGACCAGGGGGAAUGGGGAGCCUGGGGGGCGGGGGAGCAGGGCAGGGGGGGAUGGGGAAUCUGGGGAUGUCAGCAGGGGGGUUGGGGAAUGCCGGAAGUGGGAGUAGAUUCGGCCCUAUGAGUCACGCCAGGGAUAUUUUUGGCCGGGAUUUCCCGGGUGGUGGGUUAGGGGGGGCAAUGGGAGGGGAUAUGGGAGGUGCGGCAGCAGCAAUGGCAGCAGCUGCGGCGGCUGCUGCUGCUGCAGCGGCAGGUUCGGCAGGAGGAGGAGGGGGAGGAGGGGCGGCAGCAGGAAGGGUGCCGUCGCCAGCACGACAGGUGCUGAGCCUCUUUCCAGAGCAGCAGUGA
Molecule: messenger RNA, 1550 nt
Organism: Closterium sp. Naga37s-1
Lineage: Eukaryota; Viridiplantae; Streptophyta; Zygnematophyceae; Desmidiales; Closteriaceae
Source: the annotation of a GenBank genome assembly